CAAGAUGAUGAAGGGAGUGUCAGAUCCGACGAGCUGGCCGUUAGUUUGGGGGGUUUAAAGGUAGCUGAUGAGAGUUACAUUCUUUCCCCCCGCGGGACGGGCAGCACUUUAUCUUCAUCUGGUAAUGAAAAUGGAGUAGCAGUAGCAGCAGCAGCAUCUCAGCCCAUCCUACUUGAACAUCUUAACAAGUUUUUAAUCCAGUGUCAGAUCCAGCCUAUUCGAAGGCCUUGGUUUGACUGGGAUAAAGUCAGCAAAAGAACCAGACAGCGAUACGUAACGAGAACAAGCGAUAUCCUAUCCACGGUCAUAAAAGUCAUUUCUCCAGCUAACGCGCCUUAUCUUUGGAACGAAAUUCAGUCAUCUAGUUUUGUUAAUCAGCAGCUAGGUCCCGUUCAGCCAUUUCUACCAUCAGAGAGGGCUUAUUUGGAAUCGCUGGCAAAAGUGUAUGAACAUUCAACUAGCUGGGAUACGCGGCGACAAGUUCUUUCUGUUAUGGCUGGAGUGGCGAGUUUCAACUCUAUCUCCCAUUUUAUACCCGGUCUGACACAUUACCGAUAUAGCAUUUCAAACAUUCACCGCCUGCAGCAUGGACCUGGUGCUCCAGUUCCGAAAGACAAAGCACCAAGGAUAAGGAUAAAUCUACAACAGCUAGACCACUUUCUUUCCUUCAUUACCAGCCCUCAUCUGGUCCAGGACCUUCCUUUUGGCGAAAAACACUUAGAGCUCUCAUCAGGAAAGAUAAUAGCCGUGCCCAAUGUUAUUCGUACUAUGAUCCCGGAGCGGAUAGUAACGCAGUACAUCCAGUUUUGUUCAGAAUCUAAUUUCAGUCGUUUUAGUCGUAGCACCAUGCUUCGCAUAUUGACUGAGUGUAAAGCAUCUGUACGUAAAUCACUUCAAGGGCUGGAUUACUUCGCUGCUGAGGGUGCACGAGCAUUUGAACACCUGGGAUCGAUUGUGGACAAGAUUUCACCAUUUAGAGCUGACGGAGCAGAAUGGGCUACUGCAACAUACGAUGCCCUGAAGGCAGGAAAGUCAUACCUAAAAGGGGACUUUAAGGUUUGUUCGUGUAGCUUAUUAGAAGUGUAAUAAAUGUAGCACUAGCAUUUGCUCCAGGCUUAAUUGCACAAUGACAUUUUGACUCUUUAUUGGACUGCCUGUGGCAGAGUCAAUCUAGUUUCAAAUUAAAAAAAAGUAUAAUAGGUAUUCUCCCUUCGGCAAAUAUAUGUGAAUCGAUAAGGUUAUAGAGAUCCAAAACGCUCGAAUUAAGCAAGAGGCAUAUGCCUCCAAUUUGCUACCAAGUAAGUCAAUGUAAGUUUUGCUACCAAGUAAGUCGAGUCUUGACUCUUAUGGAAUGAAAGAUUGCGGGACUUUCACGGGAGUUCACACGUUUCAUGAAGUGAAUUAUUUAGCAUCUUGUGGCAAGGCAAAAAAGAUAGAGAAAGUGAGAGUAAUGAACGCAAAUAAGAAAACACAGUCACCUUUACCCUCCCCAACUCCCUUUUUAUCUUACUCCCGGCAUACCUCUUUCGCUGUCUGACACUAGGGCUAUAAAUAAGCAGCCUUGAAGAUCUGCUCCUUUUUUUAUCUUUUUACUCAUGUGAUACACUGCAUAGCAUUGUCUCUGUAUCAGAUGUGUAGGGCUGUGAGCUGAAAGAUGUUACAUUAUUUUUCCCCUUUUUUUAUAGGUACAUAUCGAAUCUCAAUCAACCGUUGCUGACCACUGUAGUGUGUACGCUCUCAGUGACCCGACCGAGAACUGCUUUACUCAGAAGUGUCAUCACCAACACCACCAGCAGUGUGACCAGUGCGAAGCAUUGGAGGCGGUCCUAAAAGAUACUGGCCGCGCGGUACAGGACACGCGCUUUUCUGACGACGAAGAAAGAGACGAGGCCUUGUACCUUUACGAGUCUGCCACUCAAGCCAUCCAAUCGUGGAAAAGCCACCAAUUGCGGUCAGUAAGGCAAGAUCAAUCACGGCUGGAUGUCUUGAAACGGCUGAAUGAAAAUACGGUUCUUGUAGUAAACGAUUGGGCCAUGAAAUUUCUCCCUCAGUUGUAUCGUGAAUCCCAGCAAGACUGGUUCGAGAAGAGGGGGAUUUCGUGGCACAUAUCUGUGGUUUUCCGUCGGGUGAGGGGUGAACUUCAGUCACAGGGUUUCGUGCAUAUCAUUCAGCAGUGCAAUCAAGACAGCACGUGUAUUAUUUUGAUUAUGCAGCAUGUACUCAAAACCUUGAAAGCUGAACACCCCGAGAUAAUGACUGCUUUCUACCGCCAAGAUAACGCGGGUUGUUACCACUGUGUAAACACCAUUCUUUCAUGUCCUGUCAUCGGGAAGUCCACUGGAAUUCAAGUAUCACGUUUGGACUUCAGCGAUCCUCAGGGUGGCAAGGGCCCCGCAGAUAGGUUAGCAGCCACGUGCAAGUCCCAUAUCCGUAUUUAUAUCAACGAGGGACACAAUGUCACCAAAGCAGAAGAGAUGCAGGAAGCACUACUCUCGCAUGGGGGAGUCAAUGGUGUUCGUGUGGCAGUUUUACAGACAGUGCCAGAAAUAAAUCAAGAACAGAAGAUCCCAGGAAUAAGCAAACUGCACAAUUUCGAGUUCAGCGAUGGGGCAAUUGUGGCCUGGCGGGCGUACAACAUUGGUUCAGGAAAACGUUUUGUGAUGGAGAAAAGUACAGGUCAGUUUUACUACGUGUUUUUUACCAGAAUUUUAGAAAGUUGGUAAUCUGAAGGGGCCUAUUAAAGUUGUUUUACUUACGAUGAAACAAAAUUUUUUAAAGGAACUUUCAUAAUUUUAUGCGUAAAAUACAUUUAUAUGCCUGGCAAAGCUUGGCAACGUUAUCAACUCUGAAUCAGUAUUUUAAGUAUUGAUUUAUUCAUUCAGAUUCAAAUUUAAACAACACUGUUUUCAACAAGGAGAGAGAAAUUGGAUGCAACCUCAGUCGUACUUGGUUAUUAGUAUGACUUAUCCUUUACCAGUUUUAUUUAUAAGUAAUCUACUCUUAAGUUCAUAUUUUAUUAUUGCAGAUGUAAACUACGGUUGGCUCUCCGCUAAGUUUUCGGAUGGUAAUUUUAAGACGGUAUCCAUGGUUAGACAACCCAAGCAACCCAGCAGGGAACAAGCCGACGUCCCUCAAGAAACUUCUGCUUUGCCUAGCACUGAUGAUUUGUUCUCGUGUCCACAAGAAGGCUGUGUACGAGUGUUUCAACGAUUCUCUGCUCUUGAACAGCACCUUUCCCUGGAAGCUUGCGAGCUGUGCCCUGAAAAAUAUAGCCUGUUGGACCUUGCAAAACAGGAGUACGCCUCUCGCCUUCAGGAAGGUACAGGACUUGUGCCUUCGUUACACUUCCCAGCCUCGCAAGUGUUAGCCGACAGCUACCGAGCCUGCAAGGAGGGCUGGGCCUUAAAAGGAGCAAAGAAGGCUGAAAGGUUUAAUGAAGCACAGAGGUCCUAUUUAGAAGCAAAAUUCAACAUCGGUCAAAGCACUGGGAAGAAACUAGAUCCUGAUGUUGUCGCCAAAGAAAUGCGUCGGGCUCGCGGCCCAAAUGGUGACAGGCUGUUCGUCGUAACGGAAUUUCUAUCUGCUCAACAAAUUUCAUCCUUCUUUUCUCGUUUGGCUGCGAAAGCACGUCAGAAAGAGGUGCAGGUGACAGAGGAAGAUGCACUCGCGGUAGAAGAGGAGGUCAACUUCUUUACAGCCAGAGACAGAGUGCUUUCGUCCCUUCAUGUUAAUCACCCUAUUGUAGUCGAUCAGUACGACUUGUGUGCCUUGGUAAAAAGCAAGGAAAUAAAGAAGCUGAAAGUGGGUUUGCUACAAGUCCUCUGUGAGUCCUUGGACCUAGAAGCACCAAUCCCGCCAGUACGAAGGAAAGCACCCUACGUCUCUCUUCUUCAAGGAUUAGUAGAGAGUUGUAGUUGUUCUACUAUUUAA
Molecule: messenger RNA, 3930 nt
Organism: Porites lobata
Lineage: Eukaryota; Metazoa; Cnidaria; Anthozoa; Scleractinia; Poritidae
Source: the annotation of a GenBank genome assembly